UUGCGUACAGACUAACAUUCACUGCGUAAGAGGACAUGAGUAAUGAGUAGAUGCAAACUUAUUUCCUUGUUCAUGUUUGUCUUUCUGUUUGACUGACACCAAAUUAUUCGUUUAACAUUAUAUGUUUGGAUUCAACCACUUAACAGGUGGCUUUCUCCGAGCAGUUGUGAUAGAUAAGGCAGAUUCAUCAUGUAGGGGAAGUAGAGAUUAUCGGUGUUAGAGAUUAUCUGGUGCUCUAGGACAUGAUCUACACAUUUCUACAGUGCAAAUUUCUUUGGAUUGGAUAUAAUUUCUGUGAUACAGAACAAUCUAUGGCUCUGCUUUUUGAAAGUGUUGGAUAUAAAAGUAGGUCUCAUGAAAUUGUCAUUCGGAAGGAUCUGUAAUGAUGGCACUGAGUCCCCUGACGGCCAAUCCUGGUCGAGGGAGCGUGGCGAUUAUACGCAGGAUGAGCAUGGAGACAUUUAUGGUUCGGAUUUAUACUGGACCGCUCAGCCAGGAACACGAGUUUGUCUCCGUUGAAGCGGAGAAGAUAACCACGGCAGACGAUGUGGUAAAAGUUGCUGCCAAAAAGCUGAGUUUACGCGAUCCAGAUAAUUACGAAUUGGCUGAAGUGUUAAGCACUGCAGGCCAGUUGUGUAAAGAAAGACGAUUAGAAGAUGGAGAAAACCCUGUGCGAAUUCAGUUGUUAUGGCCGACUAAAAUAGUAAAUGCAGAUGUUGAUCGAGGCCAUGGACUGCAUACUGGUUACAGAUUUUAUAUACGUAAAAAGAAUCGUGAAAAUUCCAACAGAACGUCAUUGUGGAUAGAAUAUACAGAUCCGAACCCAGUAGAUAACUUUCUUACAGCAUUCUUAAAGCAGCCCACAAGCAAUAAAGAAUAUUCAGACCUAUGCAACUUACCUGACCUCAAUGAGAGAACGUUAUUAGAAAAUAUCAAAUCUAGAUUUCACAAUGCAAACAUAUAUACUUAUGUAGGAUCUAUAUUGAUAGCUGUAAAUCCAUUUAAAUUCUUUCCUAUAUACAAUCCAAAAUUUGUCAAAGAGUAUCAAUGCAAACGUUUGGGCGAACGUCCGCCACAUAUAUUUGCGAUUGCGGAUGCAGCUUUUCACACUAUGUUGCGGACCAAGAAGAACCAGUGCAUUGUCAUAUCAGGGGAGUCUGGGAGCGGGAAAACAGAAAGUACGAACUUGUUGCUGCAUCAUUUAACGGCUUUAAGUCACAAGGGAUUACAUGGUAGCGGAGUGGAACAAACUAUCCUCGGAGCUGGACCUGUACUUGAGGCAUUUGGGAAUGCAAAGACUGUGCACAACAACAACUCGAGCCGUUUUGGGAAGUUCAUACAAGUCAAUUAUAAAGAAAAUGGAAUGGUUCAUGGUGCUAUUGUGGAGAAAUACCUGCUAGAAAAAUCUAGAAUUGUCUCACAAGCCAGCAAUGAAAGGAAUUACCACGUAUUUUACUACCUGCUUGAAGGAGCUGACAACUUGGAGAGAGAAAAGCUUCGUCUUGGUAAACCAGAGGAUUAUUUCUACUUGAGACAGAGUGACUGUUACAAUGUGGAAGAUCUCGAUGAGGCAAAUGAAUUCUCUCGUCUUAAACAGUCCAUGGAGAUGGUCGCAUUUUCUCAAGUUACACAAAAAAGAAUAUUUGGUGUACUGUCAGCUGUGUUACAUCUAGGAAAUGUCACCUUUAAGAAGAAAGGAGACCAGCACCAUGAUGAGUCUGUUACCAUUGUAAAUCCCGAGACAAUAACCAUUAUCUCCAAGCUUCUUAUGGUGAAAGAGCGCACCCUGGUUGAGGCACUUACUCAAAAGAAAACCGUAGCGGGAGAUGAAACUGUCGUUAUGACUCAUCGGAUGGAACAUGCUGUAGCAACUCGAGAUGCCAUGGCAAAGUGUUUGUAUGGAGCUUUAUUUGACUGGAUUGUUCUCAAAGUAAACCAAGCCCUGCUGGCAAAAAGACACAACAGUGAACAUCAGGCUGCUGAUAGUACAGAUAAAACAAAUUACGUUAGACACACGGGUAAUUCAAUAGGUGUAUUGGACAUAUUUGGUUUUGAAGAUUUUAGAUGGAACAGUUUUGAACAGUUCUGUAUCAACUAUGCAAAUGAACAUCUUCAAUACUAUUUCAAUCAGCACAUCUUCAAAUUUGAACAGGAGGAGUAUAAAAAAGAGGGUAUACAAUGGAAGAACAUAGAGUUUAUAGACAAUACAGGCUGUCUUGAGUUGUUCUCAAGAAAAGGCAAUGGUCUCUUCUCUCUGCUCGAUGAGGAAUGCAAUUUCCCUGGAGCAAGUAAUGAGACACUGUUGUCCAAGUUCCAUCAUCACCAUUCAAGGGGUAAUGUUUACUAUGAGGCACCACAGAAGAAGGAGAUGGCAUUUGCUGUCCUCCACUAUGCUGGAAAAGUCAAAUAUCAAACCAAGGAUUUCCGAGAGAAGAACAGCGACCAAAUACGGAUGGAUAUUGUGGCCAAUAUGAAGAGCAGUAGUCUUUCAUUUGUCAGGGAACUUAUGGGUGUUGAUCCUGUGGCUGUGUUACGAUGGACGAUUCUGAAAACUCUCAUCAAAAGUGUUUUUGCUUUUAUUAGAGCAGGAAAAACUUACAGACAUAGGGGAGGACCUGAUAUAUCUGUGAUACAGAGAAGAAAAACUUCAACAGACCAUCUCACAAUUCCAGAUCUUGGCUCCUCCCACUUUCUAAGUUUCUACACAUGUGCGCAAACCAUCAAGCUUAUCAAGAAAAUUCACCCGCGUCGUAUAUCCCCAACUGACCCACCCAAGCACCGCUCUCCCCGCUCCUCUGUGCAUGAUAAGCGCCACAGUCAUAGGGACAACAAUUAUGGGACAGAUGAUGAAGAUGAUGAUGUAUUUAUGUCAGGUCAGCGACAUUCCUCCAGUUUACGGAGUCCUGUAGACGCGUACUUGUCCGAGGAUGAUGCACGUGUUAUGAGACGCGCUACUAAAGUAUUGAUGAAAAACAAAUCGUUCAAGCCAAAGUCAAGGCCACAAACAAUGUUUUCAGACAUAAAGACACUGAAAGCCAUUGCAAAUCGUACCAUAUACAUCGGUGGUAAAGUGAACACAAAACAGAAACCACCAAGUGUUGGUGCUCAAUUCCAGUGGUCUUUAUCACGACUGAUGGCGACACUGAACCAGGCAAAUCCAUUCUUUAUCCGAUGUAUCAAAUCUAAUGCGGAAAAAUUGCCGUGUAAGUUGGAUGACGUUCUGGUUCUACGGCAGCUUCGCUACACUGGAAUGCUCGCUACAGUUCGUAUCCGACAGUCCGGGUACAAUUACAGACUUCUAUUUGAGGAAUUUGUUCAGCUGUACAAGAUUCUACUGCCGAAAGGUUUAUCGAGUGGAAAGGAAGACGUGUCGCAAUUUCUGGAGAGUAUGAACAUGAACCAGGACAAUUACCAGAUCGGAAAAACCAAGGUGUUUCUACGUGAAACAGAGAAGUUGUUAAUAGAUGAGUGCCUUCAUCAUGCCAUUAUGAAACGUGUGAUCACUAUCCAGAGAUGGGUGAAAACAAAAGUUGAGCGAAGGAACUACAUCCAACUGAGAGAAAGUACUGUCAUCUUACAGAAAUACAUUAGACGGUUCAUUGCUCAGCGAAGAGUAGAAAUGUUCCGAGAAGCUGUAUUGUUGAUACAGCGUUGCUAUCGAGGCUCAAGAGAAAGAAAGAACUACCAUCUUGUCCGACGUAGUGCCAUACGUAUUCAGGCUCAUGUCAAAGGCCAUUUAUGCCGAAAAAGUUCACGACACAAGGGCAUGUGUGAGAAAAGCAGGUAUCGCGAGAUGGAAGCUGAGCUACGGCGACAGAGAGCUGAACGUGAGGCAGUUAAACAGGCAGAGGACAUGCACUCGUCUACAAGUGAUGAAGGGGUACUUCUCAAAGACAAUAGUGCUGAUGAGCUUGAGUUACAAGGUGCUCAGUAUCAGCGGAGAGACUCUGAAGAAAGCAGUGGUAUAUUGGAUGACUCUGAAUCAGACACACUCUCAGAGGCAAAAAGCAGGGGGGAUUCUGUAUCUUCCCCUCCGGCCACACCCACAAGCCAGGGCCCCGAGAUAUAUAUUGAAAGCUUGCCAGGCUCAAAGGACAAGUUUCUCACAGAGACUGGCCGAUCUUCAAGAGUGCAAGACUUGGCUAAAAAGUUUCAAUCUCCAGGGAGUCAGACAUCAGAUGACGUUGAUGGUCGACCCACGCCUGACAUCAUAUAUGUUCCACGGGGAUCAUCUGCUAGAAAAAGGCCGCCUAAAAUGUCACCCGCUCCUCUAGCGAAGCAGGAGUCUUUCUCAGACCUGGUUGAUCUAGUUGAUGGCAAACUUGUUCAAGAUUCUCCCACGGCAUCCGAUGUACGAGUGUCACCACUUUCUCCAGAAAAAAUGCAGCUGGUUGAAGACGCUCUCAAGAAACCAAGGAGUCAUACAGGAGAAAGUCUGCAUGCAUCAGCAGAAGAUGUUUCCAUUAGUCCAUUCAAACGUGUAAUGAAAGGAGCCAAGCAUUUUGUUGUUAGUCAAGAAAAUUUACGUGAAACUAAGAGUUACCCUUGUGCACCAGAGAGCGCUACGUUAAAACGUAAGAUGUCCUUGUCGUCAACCUUACUGAGACGUACAAAAUCCUCAAUAAAAAUGCUGCGAGACAUGAAGAGUGGUGGACAAAGGAAGAAGAAAGACUCACAGGCGGAGGAAAGUGAUGAAGACGUGGAACACUCCCCUGUCGCCAAACAUAUGUUACAUACAGGUGGGGUACCGGUACUUCCACAUCAUCCAAGCAUGCCAUUAUCUCCAAAAUCUCCAGUGAAAGAUGAGAAUAUUUUCUCUGAGGAUGAGCAGGAGAAGAAGGCUAUACAGAAGAAGAGACGUACAAGGAAAGGAGAGAAAGAUAAAGAGAAUCGACCAAUGGAAGUGCAGAAAGGCUGGAAUCUUGCUAAAACUUCACAAUGGCAAUAUCCAGAGGAAUUUGUGAUAACAGAAACAUAUGAACUACAACUGCUAGAUGAGUUCAUCAGUAGAAAGAUAAUUGUGUUGGUCAAAGACACUGGGAAGAAGGAGUCUCAGUUUGAUAUUGUGUUCAAGAAAUGUCUCAAGUCAUUCCAUUCCGAACUGAAAAGUAUGCUCUCAUUGUCCAUGCAGAAGGAAGGAUCAAAAGAAGAUGGCUGCAAUAUAAAAUAUCGUGUUUUAUUCGCAAUGUUUGAAUCAACAAUGAGAGGAACAUGUGAAGAGCAGAAAGUGGACGCUGAAUUUCCAGUGACUUUAUGUAUAAAUGCAUUCCGCAGUUACCUAGACGAGUUUAGAAAUAGUGUAAAUAGUAAAAAGAAAGACAGUAAAUUUAAAAAGAAAAAAGAAAGACAAAAUAGGAGAGAUAACAAGAAGAAAGAUAUUAUAGAAUAUCAAGGCCAUAAAUUUUCCCAAGUGCAAUUUGGAAUUCCAACAUUCUGUGAAUUGUGUUCAAAUAUUAUAUGGAUCAUGGAGAAAGGUCAUGUGUGCCAAAUUUGUAAAUAUGCCUGCCAUAGAAAAUGUGUUUACAAGUCAACCUCAACUUGUAAAGGUGCUCAAGACUUGAAUAAUCAGCUUUUCUCCCAACCUCCAAAACCGUACAGCGUUAUCGUUGGUCCAUCUGUAAACUGUGUCUUCAGACAGUUCAAUGCCAUAACCCAGAGGAUAGUUGGUACAAAGGUGUUCGGUGUUUCGUUACAAAGUCUAGUAGGGCCGGAAGACACGAUACCCGUGUUCAUGGACAAUCUGAUCAUGCUGAUUGAAACUCAUGGACUAUUUACUGAAGGAAUAUACAGAAAAUCUGGGGCAGCACCCAAAAUCAACCAGCUCAAGACUGUCCUAGAUAAUGGUGUAACAGAGAUCAGUAUAGAGGACAACCCAGUGCAUGUGCUGACGAGUACGUUGAAGACAUUCUUCCGAGAGUUACCAGAGCCGUUGCUCACUUUUGAAUUUUAUGACGAAUUUAUACAAGCUUCAGAAAUCCAUGAUGAGAAGGAAGCCAUACAAGUUCUGUUUUCCCUCAUAGAGAGAUUGCCUAAAGUAAAUCAUGAUGUUUUAGAAAGACUUAUAUUCCAUUUGGCAAGAGUGGCUCAGCAUGAGAAGAACAACAAGAUGUCAGUAAACAGUCUAGCUAUUAUAUUUGCUCCAUGUUUAUUGAGAACCAACAGGAUUGUUCAGGCACAGGACAUGAUAAUGCAGGUGUCACGACAACAAUUAUGUAUUGAGAAGAUUUUACAAGAGCAGCUGUACAAGCUGAAGGCUACGUUACAGGAUAUAAAUACACUGGAAUCUGCCGAGGCUACAGCCAAUGAGAGGCUGUCUGUUGUCCGGGCCAGCAUGAGAAACUCUACAAAUGUUGGUAAGAAGCAGGUGCAGGUACAGCCAAGUUUAUCAGAAGAUACUGAAACACUGGAGGAGCAGGAACGUGUCAUAAACUCUCAUAUACAGUCUUUACGUAUUGAAAAAGAGUCAUUGACGAACACCUUGCCAGUGUUUGAGUACCGCCACAGCUCAGAUGAUGAAAUGUUGUCAGCAGACGACAUUGAAUCCACAGACGAUAGCGAAUAUCAGGCGGAAGACCCUAAUUUUGAGACUCCUGCUAAAGCCCCAACCCAGUUGAAACAUUUGACCAAACAUCGGGUAGAGGUUCCAGGUAAACGUCGCCCUCCAACGCAAUUAUUUAAACAGCGCAGUAUGGAUGACAUGGACACAUUAGAAAAAGAAACGUCCGAACAAUUUCUUAACGGAAAACAUUCAUGUAGUACUGAAGACAAUACAUAUAUGUUCAAAUAUUCGUCUUCGAACAAAUCCACUGUUAAUCAGGGUGAGCGACGACAACUGCUGGACAGUUUAGAUUUACACUCGCCAGAUUCUCGCAGCAUUGAUCAAACUCGUAAAAAAGUUGGAGAACAUUUCAAAAAGGUGAAAGGCAAACAAACAAGUGCACUGAGCAAACAGCUCAGAGAAUCAGAUCAAAUUGUUGUCUCAUCGGAAACUCUUUCAACUGCUAUAGCAAAAGACUCUUUAUAUUUGCUUAAACCAAAGUUAUAUCAAGACGCUCUAUCGCCAAAAUUAAAAACCAAAUCCCCAAAAUCUCAUUUAUACAGUCAGGUUCCAAGUAAAACUGAUUUAAGUCGAAGUAAACCUGUGCAAGAAAAAAAGAGAAAAUCCCCUGGAAAGGAUUAUGACGUUCUAGUCGGGACAUCACCACAACACCAAAUGCAACUGUCGUCCAGACCGUUGAGACUUACGUCAGGUCAUGCAAAUCCAGAGAGAAUGUCAUCAUAUGACAACACAAACUUGUCUGUGAUGGAAAAUAGUGACCCAGAAGAUGAAAUUAUGGUUUAAAAAAUACAAUGGAAAAUAAUAAUGUUCUAAAAUUUACCAUUUUUAGCUCAUCUGAUUUUUUGAAAAAAAAUGAUGAGUUAUUGUCAUCACUUGAGCGGUUGUCGGCGUCGGCGUCGGUGUCGGCGUCGGCGUCGGCGUCUGCGUCGGCGUUGCCUGGUUAAGUUUUAUGUUUAGGUCAGCUUUUCUCCUAAACUAUCAAAGCUAUUGCUUUGAAACUUGGAAUACUUGUUCACCAUCAUAAGCUGACCCUGUAUAGCAAGAAACAUAACUCCAUCUUGCUUUUUGCAAGAUUUAUGGCCCCUUUUGUACUUAGAAAAUAUCAGAUUUCUUGGUUAAGUUUUAUGUUUAGGUCAACUUUUCUCCCAAACUGUCAAAGAUAUUGCUUUGAAACUUGGAAUACUUGUUUACCGUCAUAAGCUGACCCUGUACAGCAAGAAACAUAACUCCAUCUUGCUUUUUGCAAGAUUUAUUGCCCCUUUUGGACUUAGAAAAUCAGUUUUCUUGGUUAAGUUUUAUGUUUAGGUCAGCUUUUAUCCUAAACUAUCAAAGCUAUUGCUUUAAAACUUGCAACACUUGUUCACCAUCAUAAGUUGACCCUGUACAGCAAGAAACAUAACUCCAUCCUGCUUUUUGCAAGAUUUAUGGCCCCUUUUGGACUUAGAAAAUAUCAGAUUUCUUGGUUAAGUUUUAUGUUUAGAUCAACUUUUUCUCUUAAACUAUCAAAGCUAUUGCUUUGAAACUUGCAACACUUGUUCACCAUCAUAAGCUGACCCUGUACAGCAAGCAGCGUAACUCCAUCCUGAUUUUUGCAAUAAUUAUUGCCCCUUUUGGACUUAGAAAAUCAUUUUCUUGGUUGAGUAUUAUGUUUAAGUCAACUUUUCUCAUAAACUAUCAAAGCUAUUGCUUUAAAACUUGCAACAGUUUUUCACCAUCAUAAGUGGACACUGUACAUCAAGAAACAUAACUCUAUCCUGCUUUUUGCAAGAAUGAUGGCCCUUUUUAGACUUAGAAAAUCAUGGGUAGGACAAUAUUUCUAUUACACAAAAAAAAUCAGAUGAGCGUCAGCACCCGCAAGGCGGUGCUCUUGUUUAAAGAUUAUUUUAAAUCGAUUGAGUAGGUCUUCUUUUCAGGCAGUCUCUGCUUGAUUUAUUUUUUCAAAAGCAAAAUAGGAAGUGAAAAUGAGGCUUCAUUAAGCAAUUUAUCUAUAUAUUUAUUAUUGUGCUGGUUCUUUUAAAUAUAGGGGGUGGAUCAGAAUAAUUUUCGGUCUGCACUUGAUUUUUACUGUAACACAAAACAAAAUAAAAAAAAUGAUGUAAUAUGAUCGGAUCAGUAUGAAUCAGCUGUAUACACAUAACAAAAGCAGAUAUAACAUUUUGCUCUGAAGCAGUUUUAUUAUCCACGACACCAGUUUUAAACUUAACUGCUCCCCCCCCCCACACACA
Mercenaria mercenaria is the source of this 8784-nucleotide messenger RNA. RefSeq names its product unconventional myosin-IXa-like. Gene Ontology annotation, biological process: intracellular signal transduction. NCBI's taxonomy places the organism in Eukaryota, Metazoa, Mollusca, Bivalvia, Venerida, Veneridae. The coding region runs from base 383 to 7342 and encodes 2319 amino acids. The transcript has 47 exons. Gene Ontology annotation, molecular function: protein binding; GTPase activator activity; microfilament motor activity. The record is from RefSeq and is a predicted model, not a curated record. Gene Ontology annotation, cellular component: myosin complex.